CAGACGUGCGUUACCCAUAUCCGGGUUAGAAACGGAAAAAAGUUUCAUUUAAGCCUGAACCAAAACUUUCAGCAUGAAGCAACGCUGAUAUCGCCUCGGCAGCAACUGGAAGCGAGACAUUUUGCCAUUGGAUACAAGGGGGGAAAACGAUUUGAUUUCACGGUUUCUUCAUUUGGCAAUAUUUUUUGUCACGUUUUCCCUUAUUUUUCUUUGCGUGCGCAACUGAGCCAGUGCCCGAGAUGUUGGAGUGAUCAUGGCCGCGCAAGUGGCACCAGCCCCGGCUGCAUCCAGCACGAAGAACAAUAAUUUAUCAGGAGCUUUGGGACAAGAUCUAAACUCGGGGAAAAAGGGAGGAGUAACGGCUCUAGGUGGAGGAGACGUGAGGAACACGAAUAAUGUAGAUCACACUCGUCCUGAUGAACUGAGCUUGUCUCAACGAACUUGCGCGUCUGCGAACAGUUCCCAGCAGCAACGUGGAAAUAUGACAACUUCGGUAUCCUCUUCAUUGUCGUCGACCUCUCCCACAAUGGAAACGGGUUUAGUGGCCAAUCUUAAACUGAAAAAUACUGGUGGAGAGCUUCAUACGUCUCACCAGUCGGCACCGCUACAAUUUAGCCAAUUUCAGCAGCAUAAUCAGCGUCAAAUACAAAGUAAUCACAAUAGCCAAGGAUCGUCACAAGGAGAGUCGGACAAUCAACGCGGAGGGAAGGAAAAUGUUUUAGGAAGCCACUCUGAACAACAAAUUUUGAGUAAAAGUGGUGAUGAUCACCCUUGCAAACCCGGGGAGCCGAUGGGCAGCAGGUACGAACAAGGCAACUUAGGACAAACGAAUAAUAGCCAUUCCCAGAACGCAGGAGGCAAAGGCUCAAUGUCUGACUUCAAUAAUUAUUUUGGAAAUUCAAGAAUAGGCCCUUGCUUUGAUCAACAUGGCGGACAACAAAGCUUUGGAACGGGUUUGAUGUACUCUACUCCUUCUAAUAAUGUGGAACCUGCAACAAACACGCACGAUGCGUACCAUAACAGCCAGUAUAACCACUAUCCGGGCUACCGUCACGGCUACGGUGGCGCGGGAUAUGCCAUGAUGGGCGCAUCGCGCCAAAGCGGCAGCUCAGCCUCCAAUCACGCCAAAUCUGCAAUGUCUUCAUCUGGCAGCAAUGUUGGGGGCUUUCAGAGAUUUCCAGGACAAAACCAACAUCCUUCGGGCGCAACACCGACGCUAAACCAGCUGCUUACGUCUCCGAGCCCAAUGAUGCGCGGCUACAGCAGCGGAUAUUAUGACUACAAUAGUAAAGAUAUAAGUUCUCAGUACGGCUCUACGGCGCCUGGAUGGGGAUGCCAAAGAAGUCAUCCUGGAGUGAGUUCUGGGAACAGUGUGCAAAGUAUGAGCCGAAACCAGGUAGGCUCAGUGGACUUCAUGGCGAUGAAGCGCUCCCAGCUGUAUGGGAUGGGCGGCAGUCCAUACUCCCAGCAGCAGCAGCAGGGUGUCCCCUACCCCAGCCAGCCGUAUGGAUCCCCUCCUCCACACAGAUACACAAUGGGAAUGCAGGGGAGGGGCCAGAUGGGCAUGGGCGGGAUGCCGUACCCCCAACAACAGGUGACCCCUCCCUUCGGCCAGCAGGGCUUGGGUGGAUACUGUCCACAGGGCCAGCCUCCGUACUACAGCCAGGCCCAGCUGCACCAGCAGCCCCGGCCCGUGACCCCCGCCCAGGCCCCCUACGCACAGCCCCGCACAGCUCCGCAGCAGGAGGCCCCGGACAACUAUGGAAACAGAAACCAAUCUGUUGGGAAUUCUGGGAAACCCAAUCAUGAUGAAAUGGGCUUGAUCCAGCAAGACCGCCCUUCCAGCCUCCCGGAUCUGUCUGGCUCCAUCGAUGACCUGCCCACGGGGACCGAGGCCGCUCUCAGCUCAGCUCUCAGCGCCUCUGGCUCCACUAGCAGCCAGGGCGAACAAAGCAACCAGGCUCAGUCUCCAUUCUCGCCCCGCGCCUCGCCCCGCCUACCCGGCGUGCGCAGCGGCCCUUCACCUUCGCCUGCAGCCUCACCCUCUGGCUCCAGCCACUCCCGCUCUGGCCCCCUGUCCCCCGCCAGCGGUCCAGGGUCCCAACUAGCUCCACAAGCCCCAGGGAACAUGUCUGAUGUCAGUUCCCACCCUACUAUGAACCAGAUGCCUAUGUCUCAGGAUAGAGGGUUCUUACCCAGCAUGCAGAGGAGCCAGAGUCAGUAUGCUCCCCAGCAGUGCGGGCCUCCUAUGUCCCCACACCGUACUGCAGUUAGCCAGAUGCACCAUGGGAUGGUUCCAUAUCAGCAGGGCAAUUCCACUGUUCCCUAUGGGCCUCCAACUGGCCAGUAUGGCCACCAAGGUAAUUACUCGAGACUGCCUCCCUAUGGUGGGGUGGCCAACGCUAACUGCAGUGGUGCUCCAGGGCCUGGCAUGAGCAACUGCCUGGGCAUGAACGCCAGCAGCCCCAUGCAUGGCCAGGGACCGGGGCAGCCCGUGCCCCUGGGACGCAGCCCAGGAGCUAACAACCGCCUCUACCCAGCCAGUGGGACCAGCCUGACGCCCUCUUCACCCAGCACACCCCAGAACACUGGGCCAGGAAUGGGACCUCCCGUGGGAGGUGUGAAUCGCAAAGGCCAAGACGGUGUGACAGCUGCAGGCGGUUCUGCACAGGGGAGGCAGGGGGGGGGUUCUGGAAUGAUGGGCCCCAGCUCCACAUACAGCCAGCCAGCGGGUAAUGCCACAGGGAUGAUGUCACCCCGGGGCUCCACCUCCAGCACUUCUCCCUCAGGGGCCAUGGGUGAGAGUGGAGAGAUCCUAUCAGCUGCUGACUCCAAGCAGAAAGUCAGCAGUAAAGAGGAGGGGAUCCCUUCUGCUGAACCCCCCAAACCCAAGGAUGGCUACAGCUCGCAGUGUGUGUCGCAGCCCCCUACCCCCUCCCCUCUGUCCCCGAGCCCAGCCAGCCUCUCCUCUUUCCACGGGGAUGACAGUGACAGCAUCAGCAGUCCCGCUUGGCCCAAGACUCCCUCUAGUCCGAAGUCUAGCUCUGCCACCAUGACCAAUGAGAAGGUCUCGAGGCUGUAUGACAUGGGAGUGGAGUCAGAGAGGAAGAGCUGGGUGGACCGCUAUAUAUCUUUCAUGGAAGAGCGGGGCACACCUGUUCCUCACCUCCCAGCCGUGGGCAAGAAGCCCCUCGACCUCUGCAAGCUGUACAUGGCUGUUAAGGAGAUGGGAGGCCUGGCCAUGGUGAAUAAGAAUAAGAAAUGGCGUGAGCUCUCUUCCACACUCAGUGUGGGCACCUCCAGCAGCUCCGCCAGCUCUCUGAAGAAGCAGUACAUCCAGUACCUGUUUGCCUACGAGUGCAAGGUGGAGAGAGGAGAGGAGCCUCCUCCUGACUCCUGUCCCACCGGAGACAGCAAGAAGCAAGCCAAGAUCCAGCCACCAUCUCCGGCCAACUCAGGCUCUCUGCAGGGCCCCCAGACCCCCCAAUCUACAGGCAGCAGUUCCCUGCCCGAUAUGCCCAACGAGGUCAAACCCCCCACCCCAUCCACCACACCUCUGGGACAAACCAGCACGGCGAGCAACAGGAAUAGUUCUAUAAGUAUUCAGGACCCCUUUUCAGAAGUGAGUGAUCCUGCCUUCCAAAAAAGAAACAUAUUGAGCUCUGGAGGCCCUUAUCAGUCAGGCAUGAACAUGGAUCCCAUGAUACGGAUGCAGUUUGAAAAUAAGGACCAUUUUGCUGGAAUGAGGAAGGCUGCAGGUGGAGAGCCGUGCAUGCCAGGUCAGAUGCCCCCUACUGGAGUGCAGGAUAUUUAUGGCAGAAAUGUUUCUGGCGGACCCAUGACUGGCAUGGGCAUGGGCCAGCGCGCACAGUACCCUUACGGGCCUGGAUAUGACCGGAGGUCAGACCACUUAAUGGGGAUGGAAGGGAACAUGGGUCCCCCUGUGAAUCAAGGAAACAUGGGCCAUGCCAACAAUGAUGGUAGCAUGUAUUCUCCUAACAGAUACCCUAAUCAACAAAGACACGAUAACUAUGGACAACAGUACCCAGCUAUGCCAUAUGGUGUCCACCCAUCCGGGAUGUACCCUCAACAACAGGGCUACAAGCGACCACUUGAUGGGAUGUAUAGCCCUCCUGCUAAGAGACACGAGGGGGAGGUCUAUGGCAUGCAGUAUGGAGGGCCACAGCCAGACAUGUAUGGCCAGUAUGGGGGUAAUUACUCAGACCGCCGGCCCAUGCAGGCCCAGUUCCCCUAUCCAUACGGACGGGACAGGCUGCAGAAUGCCAGCCAGGGAGCUCAGCAGCAUCCUGUGCAGCACGGCAUGGUGGCUGGCGGGCAUUCGGCAUCGACAGGUGACGCGCCAGCACACAACAUGUGGCCCUCAAGGACAGACAUGCCCUAUCCCUACCCAAGCAGACACGGCAUGUCGAGCCAAGGUGCUCCUUAUUCAGGUAUGGGACGUGGCGAUGAGAUGGAUGGAGCCAGGGUGGACAGCCAGUGGCUUGGGCAUCAGCGCCAGUCACCCUACAUACCCGGCCACUCCAGCGCCAUGCCCCCUAUGGGAUCACGACAGCCUCCAUCCGCCUACCAGGCCUCUAACCACAUCUCUCGUGACCCAAGCCCUGGCUCUUUCCAGCGCUCCAUGGAAGCACACAUGUCACCCAAUAAGGCUGUAUUUAUGCAGUCUGUGAAGAUACACAAGCCAGGCAUGCCCAUGCCAGGUGGGGCAGGUAGUGGACUCCCAGGCCAGCUGCCACCCAAUCUGAGGAGAGACUUCAACUGUCCACUGGGGUCUGUAGAGGGGACCCAGCCCCACCUAAAACCUCGGCGCAAGCUGACCUCAAAAGACACUGGAACCCCAGAGGCAUGGAGAGUGAUGAUGUCACUCAAGUCUGGUCUUCUGGCAGAGAGUGCAUGGGCUCUGGAUACCAUUAACAUCCUUCUGUAUGAUGACAGCACUGUAGCAUCCUUCAACCUGUCUCAGUUGCCUGGAUUCCUUGAGCUCAUUGUUGAACAUUUAAGAAGAUGCUUGAUCGAAAUUUUCGGGAUCCUGGAGGAAUAUGAGGUGGGCACCCUUGGCCAAAAGACUCUGCUGGGGCCAGUUCAAGACCAGAAAGAAGAGGGCUUACCAGUGUCAGAGAGCUCUUGUGAGCCAGAGUCCAGCCAGGAAGCUAGACAUGAAAAUUCCACUGAAGAACCAUCUGUCCCUGCUGAGAGAGAUCCAGAGACAAAUAUGGAGAAUGACCAAAAGAAGCAGAUACUGAAAAACGAGAAAGACGCAAAGGAUGUACAGGGAGUUAUAAAGGAAUUGGAGGAUAUUAAGGAGCCUCUUGAAGGCCAUUUAUCCUUAGAGCCUGAACCCAGACCCAAACAGGCUAGCAAGUAUGACAAGCUUCCUGUGAAGAUUGUGCCCAAAGAUGACUUCAUUGAAGAUAUUUGUGAUGAGCUUGGCCAAGUGCAGGAGUUCACUAGUGGACUACUUCAUUGGAGAGCAGGUGGGGGAGACUCCACCAGCCACAUCCAGACCCACUUCGAUGCUUGUGGGGAGCAUGCCACUACAAAUGCACAGGGUAAGCAACACAGCAGUACUUUAAAAUCAGAUGGGGCAGAUAACAGUCAAGUCGCGACCAUAGAUGAUGUGCUGUGCCUCAGAGCAAGAGCUCUUUCUGAGGAUGAGAGCCCUUCGACCUCCUCAAGUGAUGCAUCGUAUUCAGUUUGCCUCCACAAGAACCGCAAGGGGAUCACUUUGCUGGAAGAGGAGCCGUGGUGUCCGGAUGAGACACCCCUCUCCACGGUGGCCAGCUGGCAGGACUCUCUGGCCAAGCGAUGUGUGUGCAUCUCCAACAUCGUACGCAGCCUCUCCUUCAUCCCCGGGAACGACAAGGAGAUGUCGAGGCACGCGGGCCUGGUGCUUAUCCUCGGCCGACUGCUGCUUCUGCACCAUGAGCACCCUGAGAGGAAGAGGAGCGUGCCCACUUACGAAAGAGACGAGCUCCCCAAGGAGGAAGAGGGACUGGCCUCUGGCAGGGAUGAGUGGUGGUGGGACUGUCUGACAGUGCUGAGAGAGAACACCAUGGUAACUCUGGCCAACAUAGCUGGACAGCUGGACCUGUCAGUGUACCCGGAGAGCAUCUGCCUCCCCGUCCUCGAUGGCCUGAUCCACUGGAUGGUGUGCCCUUCAGCAGAGGCCCACGACCCCUUUCUUUCGGUCGGGCCACAUUCGCCGCUUAGCCCCUGGAGGCUGGUGCUAGAGAGCUUGUGCAAGCUCAGCGUUCAGGAUGGCAAUGUUGACCUGAUCCUGGCCACACCUCCACUGGGUCGCCAGGAAAAGCUAUUUGGCGUGUUGGUGAGGCAGGUGGGGGAGCGCAAGCAACAAGCUUACCGCGAGAUGGCAGUAGCUGUUCUGACCAACCUGACCAGGGGGGACUGCUCCGCGGCUCGGGGCAUCGCUGUACAGAGAAGCAGCAUUGGCAACCUUAUAGGUUUCCUAGAGGAUGGCAUUACCAUGACUCAGUACCACCAAAACCCGCACAGUCUGCUCCACAUGGGGCAUCCUCCCAUGGACCAGCCCAGUGUGAACAUGAUGUGUCGAGCUGCCAAAGCACUGCUCGAACUGGCCAAGGUGGAGGAGAACAAGCCUGAGUUUGUGCUAUACGAAAGCAGGCUACUGGACAUUGCCAUAUCCACUGUGCUUAAUACAAGUGUGGUGGCCAUUGUCUGUGAAGUUCUCUUUCAGCUGGGCAAGUCAUGACAGACGGGGAAAUGACUUUAGAACCGUACAACACAAAUCACAUGGAUGAGGCACUUUUAUAUUUAUAUUCAAACAGACAAAAAAAAAUUGUUGGUUUAUAUAUACAUAUAUGAAAUAAAUCUUUAUGUAUAGCUUAUGUGCCCAUGUACCACUUUCAUUUUGGAAUUUUAGAAAAUGAUUUUAAUACAGAUAUUUAAUAUUGCUGUUUGAAUGUUUGUCUUGUUUAUUUUGUUUUCAUUUUAGUAACCAAAGGCAAUAUCUGACUUUUGGUUCAUCAGAUUUAAGAUGAUGUUUUUUUCUCUUCACUUUAUAAACUUUUGGAAUUUUCUAAAUGUAUAUUAUCAGUAUCUGUGGAUUUGGUUUCAAAAGCAGAAUUAUUUAAGAUUUGAGAAUAUUGUAGAUAGACCUUCGUUUGGCAUUUGUUGAGAUGAAAGGAACUUGCUUUUCUCAUUUUGUUAUAUCCAUCUUUAAAAAAUGAACUGUGCAAUAUUAUGGUGCAAAUUGUCCAUUGGAGGCAAGAAAGGUGUGAUUUUUUUCUGUAUUUAACAUGCAAAUUAUGUGUUUUGCCAGGGGUUGGCAGUAUUGUAUCAGUUGAAAAAUAUAUAUAUACUCUUGAACUGAAAAUGUUUAUUUUCCUCCUUGAUGUCAUACUCAUUGCUAUCAUCACCAAUGGAAGUAUGGAUUUAGCACUUACUUUACACUUAUUUCCCUUUUCCCCAGGUACUGCUGUGUAUAGAUACUGUUGUACAUUGUUUUUUGUUUUUUUGUUCAUUUCAUUUUUCAGAUGUGGUAACUACACAGUGAUUGUAGUUUGUAAAGACAAAAUUACUGUUCUUGUUGUUA
This is a messenger RNA of Electrophorus electricus (electric eel), 7594 nucleotides long. RefSeq names its product AT-rich interactive domain-containing protein 1B. The record is from RefSeq and is a predicted model, not a curated record. Gene Ontology annotation, cellular component: brahma complex; nBAF complex; SWI/SNF complex. Lineage: Eukaryota; Metazoa; Chordata; Actinopteri; Gymnotiformes; Gymnotidae. Gene Ontology annotation, biological process: positive regulation of DNA-templated transcription; chromatin remodeling; regulation of transcription by RNA polymerase II. Gene Ontology annotation, molecular function: DNA binding; nucleosome binding.